Messenger RNA from Fusarium fujikuroi IMI 58289, 3141 nucleotides. RefSeq lists its product as uncharacterized. The coding region runs from base 1 to 3141 and encodes 1046 amino acids. The record is from RefSeq and is a predicted model, not a curated record. Gene Ontology annotation, molecular function: ATP binding; ATP-dependent chromatin remodeler activity. The transcript has 5 exons. NCBI's taxonomy places the organism in Eukaryota, Fungi, Ascomycota, Sordariomycetes, Hypocreales, Nectriaceae.
AUGGACUCUGGUCCCAUCUCACUCCAGCCUGAGGCUACUUUGAGUCCAGAGCCAACGCCCCAGGAUGCCACCUCAAUUCCAGUCGCUUCUCCAAGUUCAGCUGGCCAGAAACGUAGCCCAUCUCCAACCAAGUAUGAGCCUUCAAAGCGAGCAAAGACAGAUAGGGAUUCCGCCGAAUCUAGCGAAGACAACCAACAUCAGACCAACGAGGAUCAGGAACCUGCAGCCGAUGUCGCGGGCCAGGCUGAAGAAGACCCGGAGGUCAUCGAUUCCCCCGACCACAACACAGAAGAUGACCCAAGAAUCUAUCUGCCGUAUGGCUUUCCACCUAUUAACCCCGCCAAGAUGCAGGAGCUUACGGACUGGCUCGAAAGCCGUGCCAAUGUUGAAGGCGACAACCAGGUUGCGGCCGGGCUUCACACACAGCUCUUGAAGUCCAUAGAACCUGGACAUCAAGACCUGGAAGAGAUCUGCCGCAUGAUGGGCCUCGAUACCAAUGGUAUUAACUGGAGAGACGGUAUUGAUGUUCCGGGAGUCAUGGAGGAUGGGCUCAAAGCAAGACCUCAUCAAAUUUCUGGUGCCAACUGGAUCUCGACGACUCUCGAAUCGCCCCUUCGUGCUGCACUCUUCGCGGAUGAGUGUGGCACUGGAAAGACAGUGCAAAUUGGUCUUGCACUGGCCAUUCAUUAUCACCGCAUCAAAGCAGAAGUGGAGGCUGGAACUUUCAGGCCUCGGGAUGAAAGAAGAAGGUACAAACCCAGUAUCAUCCUCUGCCCCCCGGAUCUCGCCUAUCAAACGUUCAGAGAGUGGUGUCACUGGUUUCCCGAUUUUUUCAACAUUCGGAUUUGCCAUAGAACAAAGGUCCUGGCAGGUGAUUACUUCACAAGACAGCAUGUUAUGGACCAUAGGCAUGGGCUCCAAGAUUGGGUCGAUGAGAAUGCUGCGUCCCACGAAGACAUUGAGACCCUUCGAAAUAUCGCAAUCGUUCCUUACCAUACCGCCAUGAGGCGAAUGAUCAUUCCGAAAAAGAAAGAACCUGCCAGUGAGCCGCAAAACGAUGAGAACAACGAGGCCGGCGACAAUGAUGGAGCCGGUCAGGCACGUGGCCGACGUCCACGAAAGAAAGGCAAGCCCGGCCUAAAGCAAGGACAAGCUGUUGCAAAGCAGCAACUGGACUUCAAAGUAACCGGCCAGAGUUACAACUGGAUCAUUUGCGACGACGUAUAUCCCAUUCGGGGACCUCGUCCCACUACCCACAAGCUGAUCCACCAGCUGGAGCAUGAAGCGACACUGGUGACAUCUGCGACACCACUGUUGAAUCAGCAGGAAGACAUUUAUCACGACCCCCGGACGUAUUUUGACAGGAGGACCUGGCGCGCUAUCCAAGCUGGCAGAGAUUUCAGAGGCGUGGACAUCAAUAGUGUUGUCCAGCCAAACAGCUUCAUCGGUCCUGUUCUCCCUCGCGACCAGUUGAUGAAGGAGGAGUACACCACGUACAUCCAAGAGAGAAAGGGCCCGUUAUUUCUAAUGAACCCAGAUCUUUUCCAGAAGUUCUGCGACGAGAUUAAGUCCGAACGUCCUGAGAUUGCAGGACAGGCUAUUCUGCCUCUUCUGAGAAUGUUUUGUCUUCGCCGCGGAAUGUUAACCUCCGCUACCAUGCCAGAUGGAACUACCGUGGUUCCAGGCGAGGGUAUCCCGUCCAUGCACAUCAGAACCGUCGUGCUGCAGCCCUUUGACGACGAAGACAAGAGAGAGAUCUACAAAAUCUGCAAGAAGCAUUAUCCGAAGCUUUUCUCAACUGCGGAUGAAGAGGAUGAGGACAUUGGUGAUGGAACUAUCGACAAAGCGAAACUCACAUGGGUCAACCCUGCUGAACUUCGAACCCUAGGCUUGUCGACAACCAACGUCGAGUUCUACCCUCUUACCCAGAAAAAGGGUAGUGACGGAAAGACAAGUUUCCUGAACUCGAAGGACGUCCAGAAACUUAUGAGCAACCCGCCUCGCUUCGACAGACUGGAGUCUUUCAGCCUUCCUGGAGCGGCAGCCCCCAGCGUAGCUGAUGAUUCCGACGAUACUCAGAACAAUCAAUCUGAUGAUGGAGUUGGCGGCCUACGAUGGUAUUUCAUGGAGAUGCAGAAAUGCCGUGAUCGUGGUGACCUUGCAGAGUUUCCUACCGAUCGCGAGGACAUCCCCAAGACAUUUUGCUCUCGCAGUGCCAAGAUUUGUUGGGCGAUCAAUCGCGUGCUCGAGCUGAAGGAACAGGGAAAGCGAGUUCUCAUUUUUGUCAAUCAUCCGCUGACGUCUGUCAUCUUGACAGCCCUGCUUACAAGCCUUUGUGUCAAGACACUGAACAUACGGAGCAAGCAUGAUGUCGACCAACGCGCCCACAUGGUUCGCCAGUUCAACAAUGCUAGUACUGAGAACGGGGCCGAAGCACUCGUCAUGUCCUUCCAGCUAGGCGGUUUCGGCCUCAACCUCCAUGGAGCUUGCCACCACGGUAUUAUCGUCGAGUAUCCUGAGAAUCUCCCCACUAUGCUUCACUCUUUCGGCCGUCUUUGGAGAAUGGGGCAAGAACACGAGGUCCAUUGGGACGUAUUGUACUUGGAGAGCUCUUUCGAUGGCUGGGCCGAAACUCGGCUGGUUUCGAAGUAUGCCGAUAUCCUUGCAGCUGAAGGAGAAAUUCCUGACGAGAUUAAAGAGGAAUAUCGAAUCAUCUGCGCGUUUGAGCUUAUCAAGCGAUAUCUUGGCCAAGAUUGCAACCGAUACCCAAGACUUCGCGUGACCUGGUCUGAACAGGAUCAUCCCCUUGUUGCUCGAGAAGGCCAUUUCUACUCCGCUGUGGCGAAUUAUCUCAUGCAGAAUCCCAGGCACAUCCACAAGUUUCUCAGCAGACGUCUAUAUGCGAUCGCUCGUCGCUGGACCCCGGAGCUCGGAGAUUUGACCCUCGACAUGAUCGAAGGGAGAUCUCCCGAAUUGGACAAUGGUGUCAUGCUGGAUUCGCGCAACCCUGACACGCCUGGUUACAUUGCAGUCGUCGCAGGUGAUAAUCUUGCGCAGGAGCUUGAACAGGUUGCUGAGAUUCAGGCGAACUUGAGGACUGAUGAAAUCAGUUUGGACAGGGAACGACGGCGACGGGUUUGA